Lycium barbarum (goji berry) is the source of this 393-nucleotide messenger RNA. Its product is annotated as extensin-2-like. The coding region runs from base 1 to 393 and encodes 130 amino acids. NCBI's taxonomy places the organism in Eukaryota, Viridiplantae, Streptophyta, Magnoliopsida, Solanales, Solanaceae. The record is from RefSeq and is a predicted model, not a curated record. The transcript has a single exon.
AUGCCUAAACCGGAAUACAAGGCUCCAUCUUUGUCGAAGAAUGACUACUACAAGAAGCCAUCAGUUCCAGAAGAUAACUACGAGAAGGUGCCAUCUGUUCCAAAAGAUAACUCAUACAAGGUACCCUCAGUGCCUAAACCAGAAUACAAGGUACCAUCUUUACCUAAGAAUGACUACUACAAAAAACCAUUAUCUUCCCCUCCACCACCCUACUACUAUAAUUCACCCCCUCCUCCUUCACAUCUCCACCACCUCCUUACCAUUAUUAAUCAUCUUCAACUCCUUCUCCCUUACCACCUUCUCCACAUUAUUAAAUUUUCAUCUUGCAUAUUCAACAUGCUUCCCAAGUUAGCCCUUCUUUCACUAGCACAGCAUCCAGGAUCUCUCUCGUGA